This is a messenger RNA of Miscanthus lutarioriparius, 465 nucleotides long. The record is from the annotation of a GenBank genome assembly. Lineage: Eukaryota; Viridiplantae; Streptophyta; Magnoliopsida; Poales; Poaceae.
AUGCGUUUCAUCGAGAAGUAUGGGACCCACAUCAUUGUUGGGCUGGAUUUGGGUGGCCAGGAUGUGGUGUAUGUGAAGCAGGACAACUCGUCUCCAUUGUCCCCAUCUGAGAUCAAGGAGCACUUGGACAAGCUAGGUGAUCAGCUCUUCACUGGGACAUGCACUCUGCCCCCUCCAAACCGCAAAAACAGGGACCACAAAUUUAAGGUCCCUGAGGCCUUCAAUGUAUUUGAUGCCCAAGUGACACAGCAAAGCCUUCAAGGAAUGAUUACUCCAGUGUCCUGCAAAGAGAGGGGAGGGAAUGCAGCAGCGAGCGAUCACUCAGAGUGGCUGCUCACUGUGCCCACAAUGCCGGACGCAAUGAACUUCAAGCUUGUGCCCAUCACAUCCCUUCUCAAGGGAGUAACUGGCGUGGGCUUCCUCUCUCAUGCCAUCAACCUAUAUCUCAGAUAUGAAAAUGUAUAG